This is a messenger RNA of Lotus japonicus, 2347 nucleotides long. RefSeq names its product glucan endo-1,3-beta-glucosidase 12-like. The transcript has 4 exons. The record is from RefSeq and is a predicted model, not a curated record. Bases 274 to 1917 code for a protein of 547 amino acids. NCBI's taxonomy places the organism in Eukaryota, Viridiplantae, Streptophyta, Magnoliopsida, Fabales, Fabaceae.
UCUUCUUUUUUGCAGUGAUAAUGUGAUCACACCACAACAACACACUUCCAUGACCAUUCUUCGUGACAAAGUAAUAUCCUUUUUAGUCACAACAAACAACGAACUUGGGUUGUUGUUGUUGUUUUCUUUUGUGUAACCUUUUCACUCCUCUUCACCUUUUCAGUUCUUUGCCAUGUUAUUAAAACCAACAAUGCCUCCCCAUGAUUCACACUACUAACAUUCCAACAAGCUGGUUCUAAAAUCUCAAUUCCAGAACACAAGCACUCUUUCACAAUGGCCAAGGAAGCUUCUCUAUGCCUCUUGCUCCUCUCUGUUCUUAUUAUUAGCUGCUCUGGAACUCUGGUGGGGUUUUCAUAUCAUGAGACAAGAGAUACUCCAUCUACAACAUCUGCUGGAAACACAUUCUUCCAGAAAGACAAGAUCUUCCAGUCUCAGAUUUGGGUUUCUGUAAAGGAUCUCAAGAUUUUGAGCCCUCUGAGUCUGACCAACUCUGACAAGUUAGUUGAUUUCUUCUUAAAUAAAAUCCUAGUUGAAAAUGUUGUUUCUGGUGUUUCAUGGGAAAAAGCUCAUCUUGUGAGCAUUCUUCCACUAGCAGACACCAUUAGCAUAAUUGCUAGAUGUGAUGGUGGGAGUUUAGGUCAGAAUGAGAUACCUUUACUUUUUUCCACUCUGAAAUCAGUUCAUUCAGUUCUCACCAAGCUUCAAUUAAGCAGUGAAGUAAAAAUCUCGGUAGCGUUUCCGCUGUCAUUCUUAGAGAAUUUGAGUCCAAUAUAUGAAAAUGAUCUCCUUAGGGUUCUUGGGUUUAUAAAGAAAAUAAAUUCAAUUAUCAUGAUAGAAGAUAGCAUUGAUGGGGAAUUAGGCAUGGAUGUUAGCUUUGUUCAAUCUGUUAUCAAGCGAGCCUCCCUUGCUGCUUCUAUUCUUCCAUGCAAAGAUGUUCCAAUAGUUCUGACAAUCAAGAACUCAAUGAUUUCCAGUUCAUUGGAAUUAGCUCAAUUUAGUAAAACCGUAUCCAAGUAUCUUGAAGCAAACUCUCUUAUUACAAAAAGAGUAGUUGCAUUAUAUGUAGAAGCACACACAAGUGUACAGAAAGGGAUCAGAAGAGAAGAGGAAGAGAUAUUAGAGGUUAGCAAAGUCCAUAUCAGAAGAACUCUAAAAGAAGCAAGCAGCUUACCUACCCCAGUUUCCCCUAUAAAUCCAGCAUCAGGUGCAGUUAUCGCACCCCCAGAAACACCAGCCAUCAUCACAGUUCCUUCCACCAAUCCUGUCACAGUGUCUCCCACCAAUCCUACCACACCUGUUCCCUUAACCCCUACAAAUCCUGCCAAUUCUCCAGUACCGGUCACCAAUCCGGUCACAGCCCCGACUACAUUUCCUGGUGCACAACCAGUUACCAACCCUAUGGCUUCUUACCCACCCCCAUCAGGAAGUGUUCCUGGGGUAAACAACCCCCAGCCUCCUCCUCAAAACACAAAUGCUCAAGGGAGCUGGUGUGUGGCGAAGACUGGCAUUCCGGAAACAACUCUACAAUUAGCACUGGACUAUGCUUGUGGAAAGGGGACUGCAGAUUGUUCACAGAUACAGCAAGGUGGGAGUUGUUACAAUCCAAAUUCAUUACAAAACCAUGCUUCUGUUGCCUUCAAUAGCUACUACCAAAAGAAUCCUGCUCCAACAAGCUGUGACUUUGGAGGAGUAGCCACCAUAGUUACUACCAACCCGAGUUCUGGUUCUUGCAUUUAUCCAUCAUCUUCAGGAGGCGCUGGCUCAUCCGGCUCUAUUAGUGCUACCCCACCUUCAGAUUUUGGGUCCUCAAGCCCUCCUGAUUUGAGUGCCUCACAGUCAGCUGGCGUGAGACCUUUUAUUAGCUGCAUGGUUCUGGUGAUGUCAUUGGUGAGUGGAAGACUCAUUACGAGCAUUUAGAUAAGUUUUCCACACUAAUCAACUGAGAAGCUCAAAACCUUAACUACGCGUAGCUGUUGCAUUGUAACACUACAAGCAGUAUGCAAGUCUGCAGGUGCAGAAAGACAGUGGAGUAGAAGAGAGAGUAGUAGUAGUACUUGAUGAUGACAUACAUAUAAGAAUCUGUUAUAAGCUAUAGCUUAAGUAUGUAUUGAAGGUAAGAGAACUACACCUCUGGCUUCUAGGAUAUAAACACUAAACAGGUUCUGGUUAUGGUAAAGUUUAGGCACUAGACUACUAGAGUAGUUUAGGACUUUAUGUUGUGCAGGGUAUAGGGGAUUGUUAUUCAGCAAAGUAAUUCAUGUAGAUAGGGUUCAAAUCAAUGAAACAUAUAGGUUUUAAAUUUAUGACAGUGAGAUUGGUUGCGGCAGCAACAUCACUGUUUUGAAGA